AAUAUAAGAGUAUUAAAUCUGUUUCCAAUGCGUCUGGUCGAAUGAUUCAGAAUUCUGCUCCGAAACAAGUCGGUGCAGGUUCAGUCUUGUCGAACCGGACAUACCUGGCGCAUCUUCAAAGUACCUACUGACGUGUUGCUAAGUCGAAUGUAUCGUUUGUGUUACAGAAGAUUGUCUGAUGACGUUAGUUUCGUGAUAUACAUAUAGCGGUCUUUAAUUUCAAAUGUAUCAUUCAAUUUGCUGCUGUGCUUUAAUGUUUUCACACGUACACGUUGAACGAAACGACGCACACGGAACGGGAGGAGGACGAGAUAUUGACAGUGAGAUACGAGGAUGGAAGAUGGUCGAAACCUUACUACGAUUGCGGGGGUGGAAAUAUUUGGAUGUUGACGUACACCGUCCCCUUCUUCGGCUACGUCAACGAUACUUACUUCUUCAAGGGAACGAGUGGGAUAGAUAUCGACCUACGCAGGCUGGACAUAGAUCAGUGCCCUCUGCCUCCGGGCUCCACUCAAUUGAACAUAUUCGCAGCCAGUGACAAAUGCAAGAAGCGGACUACAGAGUGCAUCGCGAUCCCAGGGCUGGGAUUCCGUCGUGGAAGCUAUCGAUGCAUCUGCAAACGUGGCUUUUAUUAUCCCGACAUCAAAUCCACCAGUCGAUACUACAAUGGCACCGUUAUCGAGGAAGAAUUCGAAAAGUUGAUGAUGGGAGAGGAGAGCCAAUACGACGAGGAUGGGGUGUUCGAGUGUCUUCCUUGUGCCGAGGGUUGCGAAUCCUGCGAGGACGAUUCCCCGUGCGUGGUAUCCUUGAAUUGGCUGAUGAGAACCGCGAUUCUCAUCCUGGAGUGCUGUGUCAUCGCCUGUUUGCCGGCGGUCGCCCUUUUCACUUGGAAAUAUGGAAACGUGAAGGUGGUGAGAGCUGCAAGCCCAGUUCUUUUACGAGUCAUUGUGCUUGGUGCGUUCUUCAUAUACUGCACCACGAUAGUAAUGUACCCCCGUCCAAACGUCAUAACCUGCACAGUGCGUGUCUGGCUUCGAGAGAUUGGAUUUUCCCUCACUUACGGCGCUCUCAUGCUCAAGACUUGGCGGAUAUCGGUAAUAUUUCGGGUGAAGUCAGCGAAAGCUGUGAAAAUAACGGAUGGCAGCCUUCUAAAACGGUUAGGCGUCAUCGUAAUGAUAUUCAGCGUGUUUCUGAGCAUUCGUACAUUGGUGGCGCCACCUGUGGUGAUUGUGGCGCGAACAGCGGAUGAUCUGAAAGCUUAUCUGUGCCGAACAGAUUGGUGGGAUCACAGUUUCACCACACUUGAGGUUAUGUUCCUCAUAUGGGGCAUCAGGUUGUGCAUCGUGGUGAGAAAGACGCCGUCGGAGUUUAACGAGAGUCGAUUCAUCUCGAUGGCCAUUUACAACGAAUUUUUAUUGUCAGUCUUCCUCAACGUCUCUAUGUUGUUCUUGCAGUCACCAGCCAAUCCGGAUUUAUUGUACGUGAUAUUUUUCUGUCACACCCAGCUCACGGUCACGUUGCUUCUCUGCCUCAUAUUCGGCAGCAAGGCCUACAUGGUGUUCCGUAGCGGGGGCAAAGAGGACUCGAAACACUCCGGGGCCACUGGAAAAUUUCUAGGGAAAGGUGGCCGCCCACCGGGUACCAGCAAUCAGACAAACUCGAUAUCCCUUCAGCAAGGAAACUUCACGGAUGAAAGUGAUGGAGCGACGGAAGAAUUCCGUCGAUUCAUCAAUCAAUUAGAAGUUUUGAAAGAAAAGAAUGUUCUGCUCGGUAAUCACCAUUUGGUGAACAAACUCGCAGCGAUGCAGGAAGCCGCGAAUCGAGCCGAAACGCAGGUAUCCACGAUUCAGGCGAUUUCCUCCAGUAUGAGACUGAACGAUCUUAAUGGAUCUACGACAAUCGCCGAAACGGAUGUUGGGGGUUCCUUGAAAGGCGACAGAAAAGGUGGGGAAGUGAAAGGGGAGAAGAAAUGCGAGGCCUGCGUGGAAAAGAAUGGAAUUAGAGGCGUGGAUCAAGGCUCGUCCAAAGAAAGAGAGGCCCUCGUUUCCGUCGAGAUGAAGAAACCAAUGAGAACCAACGACGUUGCUGUCUCAACUUCUGGUAGGCCCGCCACGGAGGAUAUCGGAACGGAGACGAAACACGAGGAGAAAAAAAGCGAGGUUAGGGAACGAGACAAAAGCAAGAGUAAAUCCGGCCAUGCGAGGACGCAUGCUAUAGUCAUCAAUCUAGACGAUAAAAGCAGAUUCUCUGAAGAAGUCACCGUAUAAAAGAUUGGAUUAUUGUUAUUUCUGUGAAUCGUGAACUCAGUGAAAGUCUUUUUCUCUUCAGUUAUUUUUAAAUAUAAAGAAAUUUGAAAUCGAAUGACUCGAACGAAAAUUGAAAAUUUUGUUUUAAAGUGUAAGUGCGUAAAGCUAGAGAAUUUUCGUGCUGACGUGUUCGUGUUUCAUUUCGAUCUCGUUUCGAUCGUAUUUUCUUUUAUUGCUGUUUUUAUAAAAAUAUAUUUUGUUGAUUAAAAGUUGAAGUGGAAAUGAGAUUUAAUUCGAUGGAAGUAAUUGCAGUGAGAUAUCGAUACGAGAAAAAUUUU
Apis dorsata (giant honeybee) is the source of this 2584-nucleotide messenger RNA. RefSeq names its product probable G-protein coupled receptor CG31760. The record is from RefSeq and is a predicted model, not a curated record. The transcript has 13 exons. Lineage: Eukaryota; Metazoa; Arthropoda; Insecta; Hymenoptera; Apidae. Gene Ontology annotation, biological process: G protein-coupled receptor signaling pathway. The coding region runs from base 384 to 2267 and encodes 627 amino acids. Gene Ontology annotation, molecular function: G protein-coupled receptor activity. Gene Ontology annotation, cellular component: membrane.